Microplitis demolitor is the source of this 933-nucleotide messenger RNA. RefSeq names its product prefoldin subunit 1 (gene Pfdn1). The transcript has a single exon. NCBI's taxonomy places the organism in Eukaryota, Metazoa, Arthropoda, Insecta, Hymenoptera, Braconidae. Gene Ontology annotation, cellular component: cytoplasm; prefoldin complex. The record is from RefSeq and is a predicted model, not a curated record. The coding region runs from base 183 to 551 and encodes 122 amino acids. Gene Ontology annotation, biological process: protein folding. Gene Ontology annotation, molecular function: protein folding chaperone.
GACAAUAUACUAUAAAAUUACAUUGCCAAAUAAAACCUAACCAUAAAAAAACUGUAUAAUUAAUUUGUGUACAAAUAAUUAAUAAUUUUCGGAAGUUUGCUAUUAUCUUAGUCAACAAUUUUACUGUUUGAAUAUUUGUUUUGUUAAAUUGAAGAAUAAAACUUACAAAAAAAUAAAUAAAAAUGGCACGUGCACGUGAUGAAGAAUUAGUAAAAGCCUUCAGUGAAUUACAAGAAAAAGUAACAGAUACGGCACAAAAAAUAAAGUUAGCGGAUUUGCAAAUAGAUUCACUCAAAAGGUCUAAGCAAAGGUCUGAAUUAACAAUCGCCGAAGUUGCCAAUUUACCAGCAAAUACAAAAACUUACGAGUCCGUAGGCAGAAUGUUUUUACUUGACGACAUCGCCAGCAUUAAAUCGGGGCUUCAGACAAGGAUAAAAAACGCAGAUGAAAAAAUAUCAACUCUCGAAAAUAAUAAAACAAAAUUAACACAGAGCUUGCAAGAGAGUAAGGACAGUAUCCGUGAAAUGGUUCAGCAGAAGCAGAAUAAAUAAGCCGUCAAAUGAAUUCAAUUAACUGAAGAUCAGUCUAAAGAGUCAUCAUUACAUCUUUUCAUCAAUAAAACAAUUUUUCAAAUGUAAAUCAUCCUAAAGUUAAGAGACAAUUAGAAAUUUUUGAAUUUUUUGCAACAAGUUAAUGAGAAAAAAAAAACUAAAAAUAUGCACAUUUAGAAAAUUAAAAAAACUAAGGGUGUAAUUUUUUAGAAUAUUUUUUUUUUUUUAAUUUGUGGUUCUUAAAAAAAUCUAAAAAUUAUAAGACGUCUAACUUCAGUAUCAUAAAUUUAAAUUAUCAAUAAAAUUUUUAAUUAAAUAUUGUAAUAAUUUAAUUAUUAAUUUUUCAUUUAUUUUGGCGCUAGGAAUAUUACAUAUAAUCUAA